UUCUGUUCGACUUCACUCUCAUCAAAUGAAGAACUAAGGGUGGGAAAAAUGGCAACGCUUUCCGCAUUUUCAACUUCUUUUCGUUUGAUCUCCAACACUCGUUUUAAAUCUCCCGAAAAUAUCUCCUCCUAUUCUAAUUCCAUCCAUUUUCAGACCAAAAUUUGCUCCUUUCCCUCCAACAACUUAUCUUUUUCCUCCAAAAAUACCAAAACUCCUCAUGGGACUUGGAAACUCAAGUCUUCUGAAGAAGGAGAAACAGCUGUUGCCGAGCAACAAGACUCUGUUUCUGUUCCUGUCUCCCCUUCUGACACUCUCAGAAUGUACUUCCAGGCAGAUGGAAUGUUGAAUGAUGCUGAAAUUCCAAAGGUUACUAAGGCAUUAGAGGGACCUGAAGGUGUUUCCAACUUGAAGGUUCAAGUCCUUGAGGGUAUUGGUACCGUUGAGUUAACUAAACAGACGACGGUCCAAGCUAGCGGAGUGGCAUCCAAUUUGGUUGAGCUCAUACAGGGUGCAGGAUUCAAGUUACAAACAUUGAAUUUGAGCUUUGAUGAUGAAGAAGACGUUGUGUAGAUGUCGAAUUUAGAUUUUGAAAAACUUGCACUUGAAGUUCACGGCACCUUUCUUUUGAUUCAUCUAUUCUAAAAUGGUAGUUAAACAUGAAUGGAUGAUAUUCUUGAUAGACAAAAAUUGUUCAAAACGGUAAUGUAAGCCUUUGCUUUU
Messenger RNA from Hibiscus syriacus, 720 nucleotides. RefSeq lists its product as uncharacterized. Gene Ontology annotation, molecular function: metal ion binding. The transcript has 4 exons. The record is from RefSeq and is a predicted model, not a curated record. The coding region runs from base 49 to 570 and encodes 173 amino acids. NCBI's taxonomy places the organism in Eukaryota, Viridiplantae, Streptophyta, Magnoliopsida, Malvales, Malvaceae. Gene Ontology annotation, cellular component: chloroplast.